Molecule: messenger RNA, 2540 nt
Organism: Colias croceus (clouded yellow)
Lineage: Eukaryota; Metazoa; Arthropoda; Insecta; Lepidoptera; Pieridae
Exons: 3
Coding region: 26-937 (303 amino acids)
Source: RefSeq, a predicted model, not a curated record
UGUAUGCAAAAGUGAUCAGUGCGAUAUGUGCAAUCUUCCUACUGGAUUAAGGAUGUGGGUGGUCUUCUUUUGCUAUUUGUUAGCGGAAGCGAAGACCUAUCCUAUGCAAGGAUGGCCAGUGUAUUCACAAGAUAUUAGAGAUUAUCAUGAUGACGAUUACUACUAUGCUCCUAAAGUUCAAUAUUACUAUGACACACCAGCCAUAAAUCCCCCGGAAGUUUAUGGUCAAGUUCCUUAUACGUAUAUGUACGAUCCGUAUGGCCAUUUCCCAAAUGAUGCACCGAAAAUAGAAGAAGAAAGAUUUUCAGCAUUACCCAUUGGACAAGAAACAUGGUUCGAAAGUGAUUCUAACCCUCGAUGGCGCUCCAACGACAUGGAUGACGUCAACGCCGCGUUCUUGGACAACCUUAUACUUACGCAAAUGGCAAGAGACGCUCAAAGGCGGCGUGAAAAUGCUCGAGCUGCUUUUUCGAAUAUGGACUAUGAAGACAAAGACAAUGACGACAAGGACGUACAAGAACUGAAAGCUUUAGCCGGAAAACCACUUUAUCAUGCUCCAAAAUCUGUUCCUAGAAUUGAAGAUGACGAGGAUGAAGACUAUGUAGGUGAUGAUUCUGAUGGCUUCAUUAAUUGGAAUGGAAAUAAACGAAGUCUUACCACUGAAGCACCUGUAACGAGCACAGAUAGCGCGAUGAUUGAAAAAAUGGGUCAAAAGGAAAUCGUGAUGACUCGCCCUCCUCAACAUGUACGCCAACACUUCAACACAAAAUUUGAUCAAGAAAAUCGAAACUCACCCUUUUACACGACCAUAGCUCGUCUUGUGGACAAUGCUAAACAUGAAUCAACGAAACCGAGAAGAAUCGAUAAACGCUUCGUAGCAAGUGAUUCAGAUCUGGUCGUCGAACUCCGUGGACUUAAACAUCGCAUCUCAACCUAAACUUCUUAAUGGAAAUCGCCAACUAAUAUGAGACUGAAUUACUUUAGCAUAGUAGAUACGUACGACACCAGCGACCUGAUAAUAAUCUUCUGAAAGGCCAUUGAAAAUACCAAAAAAAUAUUAGAUUGUAUAAUCACUAUGUACAUGCAACAUUGUAAUUAUUUUUUUAGAAAUACUUUUGAUUUUAAAUAUUAGAUUUUUUGUUAUAUUGAUUUUAUAAUCGUAGAUUUAUGGGAAAAUGUAAUGUACAAAAAGUGACUAUAAGCUCGUAUAGGAGACGUUGUUGUAUGUAUAAUAUGAGAUGUAUAGUUUUUCACUUCGAUCUUCGUAAGAUUCCCUUCACGAGGCAGCUAAUAAUUGCACAUUGACGUGCAUUGUAAAUAAAUUAGGUACUGAUUAUCUAAGAAUUAGAUAGAAAACGUUAUAUUAAAUUCUAAUUUUUGUAUACUAAGUAUUAAUACUUUUUGAUCUUUUUAUUGCAUAAAAAAUAAUUCAUUUAUGCUUGAAUUAUUUAUUAAGAACUUAAGACAUCUAGAAUUAAAAUGGCGUCCAGCACCGCGAAAAUGCGACCAUCUAUUGAACUGAUGGACACCCUAUUUUGGAAAGGAUUUAUUCUUAUAAUCCUUAAUAUUCACAAACCAUAAGAAUCAUGCUUAAAGUAUAAACUAUUAAUUUUUUUUUCCUAUUCCAAACGACAUGUAUCUAUCUAUAAAUAUUUUCUUUGUCGUUGCUAAACUUUUAUCUAUGUAUACUCAGAUGCAGGUGCUAAUAACUUAUUUUCUUAUGUACUACGGUCUAAGCGGACAAUACCAGAAAUCUUUUUGCAAAGCAAAACUUUAAAAUGUUAUAAUAUUAAAAACCUUUACUGUAUCUGUAAGAUGAGAGCGAUUCUCUUGGAGCGAAGAGGAUUAGGUGAUAUUUUAGCUUUACAGCUUCUUGUCUAAUAUUUAUAUUACAGCAGGUCUCUAAGACCCAUGUUAUAUGGAACAAAAUCUAAAUUUGUUAUAGAAAAUUGCAAUCAUGCAUUUCCAGUAUUCCUAACUUGUAAAUACAUUGUCUCUCUCAUAAACCGUAAAUAAGUAAUUUUGUAUCACACUUUUAUAUGUUCUAUUUGUCGUAAAUGACUUAUCUUUCUAAAGUACAUAUCUGAAUUAAUUAAAGUCAAAUUACUUUUUCAAAUUAAGGCGAAAUAAUCUCAGCCAUGAACUAGAUUGUAUAGUUAGUAUGAAUUUAGUGUCAUCUAUAAAGUAUUACUAGUUCAUGUAAACGUUACUAGUUCAUUAAAGAAAAUUUGUUAGUAAAAAUGUAAAUGACAUCUUUCGCAUUCCUGAAAUGUAACCAUUAUGUAAACAGGAGCCUUGACAUAUUUAGAUAGAUAAAUAAAAUGAAUGACAAAACGGCAUAAGGUCUAUCGAUCGAAUUUUUCGAGUUACAAGCUCAAUUUAUAAGGUACACGAAUCCUAUUAAAUGUUAUAAUUUAGGCAGUACCAAUGUCAUCCACUUAAAGGUACUGAAAAAUCUCAAGUAAACGAAGUAUAUAUAUACUAAACGUAUUAUGUUAAAGUGUAUCCUAUGAAAAAGGAAAUAAAAAAAUGAACUUCAA